This is a messenger RNA of Gossypium arboreum, 711 nucleotides long. Its product is annotated as auxin-induced in root cultures protein 12-like. Bases 1 to 711 code for a protein of 236 amino acids. NCBI's taxonomy places the organism in Eukaryota, Viridiplantae, Streptophyta, Magnoliopsida, Malvales, Malvaceae. The transcript has a single exon. The record is from RefSeq and is a predicted model, not a curated record.
AUGGGGUUUCUCUUUUCUCCAUCUUGGAUUCUAUUGUUUUCUUAUUGCGUCAUUUUAAUCUCACCCACACAAUCAUUGGUUUGUUCAUCAUUAAAAAUUCGCAAUAGCAAUAAAGAAUACGCCAAUUGCAUCCAACUCCCAACGUUUAACUCCACCCUACAUUUCACCUACAAUGUCAUCAACUCCUCCCUUUCCAUUGCGUUUUCAGCCACUCCGUCCGACACCAAUGGUUGGAUCGCUUGGGCCAUCAACCCCAUGGGAAUAGGCAUGGUUGGUUCUCAAGCCCUCGUUGCAUUCAAAGACAAAGGCUUCGUGGUAGCUAAAACCUACAACAUAAGCUCUUACAGCUCUAUUGUUGAAGGGAAGCUAUCUUUUGAGAUAUGGGACCUGGAAGCUAGGGUUGCCAACGACGGGAAGAUGGUUAUAUAUUGUUCUUUGAAAAUCCCGGCCGGUGCCAAAAAGUUGAACCAAGUUUGGCAGGUAGGAGCGGCGGUGUCUAAUGGUCAAUUGAUGAAGCACGAGCUUGGUAAAGCUAAUCUGGGUUCAAUGGGAGAAUUAAACUUGGUGGAGACCGUAAGUUCGAUUUCCACACCCCCUGAGCUUGAGCCUUUUCCAAAACUACAACUUUCUAGAAAAUAUUCGGGACAUGGAUCCAGGGUUAAUGCGGGAAUGUGGAUCUUCGGUUUAAUUUCCUUACUCCUUUUUAUGUGA